AUGUUAACUGAUUUAGAUAAUUUAAACUUACCAGACGAUUUUAUUUAUGUCACAAAAAAUGGAAAAAAAUUUAAAAAAGCAUCAGGUGGAAUAGUUGUUAUUUAUAGAAAGAGUUUAGAAAAAGAGUUGAAUUUCUAUAAUACUGAGAGACAAUUUGUUUUAUGGUUUAAACUUUCGAAAUCAAUUUUGUCACUUAAUUCAGAUGUAAUUUUUGGUUGUGUUUAUGUACCACCUGAAAAUUCUAAGUAUUCUACUAUAGAAGCUUUUGAAGAAUUGGAAAAUGAAUUGAAUAUCCUUACAAACACUGAAAAUAGUUAUAUUGCCCUAGUCGGCGAUUUUAACUCAAAAACUGGGUCUUUACCCAAUUAUAUUAUACCUGAUGAGUCAGUUGUUAGUAUGUUUGAUUUAGAUUGUGAUGCUGAUAUAUUAGAUUAUUUGUAUGAUUAUGAGAAUCUGACUCGAAACAAAAUCACCUUACAAAGAGUGUCUCAGUGUACAUGUAGACCUAAUAAGUAUGGUCAUAGACUGUUAGAGUUGUGUAGAAAAAAUAAUUUAUGUAUUGCAAAUUCAAGAGUUGGAUCAGAUAAAGAUAUUGGACUUCAGGCCACAUUUAGUAAAUCAGAUUCAAUUGUUAUCAACAAUAGAAAUGAUAAAACUUUUGUCAGGUGGAAAAGUGAACAGAAAUCUGAAUACGUUGAUCGAAUUCACAAUGAUCCUGAAGGUAUUUUGACCACUGUUAUGAAUAAACUGGACGAAUUGUCCGUAAAUAAUGAUGCAACUCAAAAUGAUAUAAACAAUAUAGUUUUAGAUAUCAGCAAAAAUUUUAAAGAUGCGGCAGCAGAAACGUUUGGGAAGAGAGCUGCUGAUGAGUUGCGUAACAUUUCUAAAAAGGACACAAAAGCUCUAUGGAAAAUCCUUAAUAAUCUAAAUGAUAGUAAAAAAAAAGAUAACAAUGACGAUAUAUCUCUAAAAGCAUUGUAUGAUCAUUUUAAAAUACUAAAUGAAACUGUUGAGACAGAAAAUGAUUUCGAACAAGAUUUGGAAUUUAAUACUCUAUCAGACGAUGUUGAGUUAUUUUUAAACAGUCCAGUAACAGAAGAUGAAAUUAAAAAAGUUGUUUCAAACUUAAAAAAUGGCAAAGCUUCAGGUAGUGAUGAAAUUUUAAAUGAGUAUAUAAAGAAUACAAUUGACGAUUUAAUGCCAAUUUAUGUUAAGCUAUUCAAUUUGAUUUUAGAUACUGGAAUUGUUCCAGACAGUUGGUCUAAUGGAAUCAUGAUUACUAUAUUUAAAAAUAAAGGAUCAAGAUCUGAUCCCGAAAUGUACAGAGGAAUCACUUUGAAUUCAUGCUUUAGUAAAACUUUUUCUGCUAUGUUGAAUUACAGGUUAAAUAAUUAUGCAGAUCACGUAGACCUGAUUUCAAAGUCACAAGCAGGUUUUCGUAGAGGAUUCUCUACUGUUGACAAUAUAUUUAAUAUUGUAAAAAAUGGAAGCUUAAGAUUAACACAAGCAAAACCAAAGCAGUGA
Molecule: messenger RNA, 1524 nt
Organism: Mytilus trossulus (common blue mussel)
Lineage: Eukaryota; Metazoa; Mollusca; Bivalvia; Mytilida; Mytilidae
Exons: 4
Coding region: 1-1524 (507 amino acids)
Source: RefSeq, a predicted model, not a curated record